UCAUCACAUUGAGCGUUCUUAUAUAACCUACUCGGGCUGUACGGAGGAAUGCCAACCGCAAAGGGCAGGCGCACACGCCCUUUUCCUCACUCUCCCUCGCUCUCGUUUCCCUCACCGACACACUGUCCCCGCUUAUCUCUGCAGUCACGUUGAGGCUGAGGCUGCCUGACCCACACAGUGUGCCCUGCUCGUGUUGUAUAUAGACCGGAGCCGAGCGGCAGGCAGAGCCGAGAUUGUGUGGCCAGAUCAGGACUGGGCGAGAGAGUAGGGGAGAGAGAGAGAGGGGGAGUGAGAGGGAGAGAGAGCACGGUGGGGGGUUGAGGAAGAGAGGGACAAACACGGCUGCAGCUGCUCUCUUCUGCAUUAAGAGACACACUCCCUGACAUAGGACCAGCAACGGGCCGUCAACAGACUGGAACUCGUCAGACUGGUGGCUAAGCAGACUGGGACUCGGUCGGACUUGGACUCGGUGGACUGGGACUCUGUAGACUGGGGUGCUCCGCAGACAGGUACGCGCCAGUCUGUGUCUCCCGCUGCGGGCCUCCUACCACUCACGGCCGGGACCCUGUGGCCACGGCCCUGUGUGCUCUGGAGGAUACCACCAGGCCCGGCGUGCAUGUGAGUGCCCGAGCGUCCACGGUCGUGUCAGGCGCCAGGAUGAGGAUGAAGGAGCUGUCUCUCCGCCAGGACCCGGACCUGCGGAAGGAGCUGGCGCUGCUGGCCCGGGGCUGUGACUUUGUCCUGCCCUCGCGCUUCAAGAAGAGGCUCCAAGCCUUUCACCAAGGACAGGCGCAGGUGAAGGCGCCGCCGCCCGUCGCCCCGGUGCUGAGUGAAAGCAUUCCAAAGUUCUACUUCCCACUGGGCCGGCCCCAGGCCAACCUCAACGUCGACGGCCUCAUUUCCAAGGUCGAGACAAUAUUUGCCCAGUUCCCCGGUGAAAGGGCCAGCAUUGAGGACAUGGGGCAGGUCGCCAAGGCCUGCGAGUGUCCCCUCUUCUGGAAAGUGCCAUUGUUCAACGCGGCCGGAGGCGACAGGACGGGCUCGGUGUCGGUGCACAAGUUCGUGGCCAUGUGGAGAAAAACUCUUCAGACCUGUCACGACGCCGCCGCAAAAUUUGUGCACCUCUUGGCCAGGCCUGGCUGCAAUUACCUGGAACAAGAGGACCUUAUUCCAUUCCUGCAGGAUGUGGUGGACUCUCACUCAGGCCUGAACUUUCUGAAGGAGGCCUCCGAAUUUCACACACGCUACAUUACCACGGUCAUCCAGAGGAUAUUCUACAAUGUGAACCGGUCUUGGACUGGCAGGAUCACAUGCUCAGAGCUGAGGAAAAGCAACCUUCUUCAGAACGUGGCCUUGCUGGACCAGGUGGACAACAUCAACCAGCUGACCGAGUUCUUCUCCUACGAACACUUCUACGUCAUCUACUGCAAGUUCUGGGAGCUGGACACGGAUCACGACCUCUUCAUCGACCAGAGAGACCUGGCCCGUCACAACGACCAGACCAUCUCCAACAAGAUGAUUGAGAGAAUAUUCUCGGGAACCGUAACAAGGGACAGGCGUGUGCACAGGGAGGGCCGCAUGAGCUACGCCGACUAUGUGUGGUUCAUCAUCUCCGAGGAGGACAAGAAGACGGACACCAGCAUGGAGUACUGGUUCCGCUGCAUGGACCUGGACGGGGACGGGGUGCUCAGUAUGUACGAGCUGGAGUUCUUCUACGAGGAGCAGUGCCUGAAGCUGGAGGCGCUGGGCGUGGAGCCGCUGCCCUUCGAGGACUGCCUCUGCCAGAUGCUGGACCUGGUCAAGCCCGAGGCCGAAGGUCACAUCACGCUGCGGGACCUGAAGAGGUGCAAGAUGGGCCACGUCUUCUUCGACACCUUCUUCAACGUGGAGAAGUACCUGUACCACGAGCAGAGGGACCCGUUCUCUGUGGUGAGGGAGUUGGAGACGGAGGGCCAGGAGAUGUCCGACUGGGAGAAGUACGCGGCUGAGGAGUACGACCACCUGGUGGCCGAGGAAACCGGCGACCAGUGCAAUGAAUCGUACGAGAACCCCCUGAGUCCCUUAGGCCAGCACAUCUCCACCGAGCUGGGCCUGAGGGCAAAGAAACACUUUUUUGAGUUCCCCACCGCGCCCUGCAACCUGGACCUGGGGGAUUACAAGUAUGAGGAGGACUUUGAAUGAAGCCGGUCCUCAACGGCUCCCCCCUCCUGCUCCAGGCCGGGGCCCCCUUGAGGGCCAAGGACCGGACAAGCCUUCAGUGUGUGUGUGUGUGUGUGUGUGUGUGUGUGAACGGCCUUAGGGUGGAAACUGCCCAGACCGGCAAGCCAUAGGAGACGACUCCACGACCUAUUCACUACAGCCAGUGCCAACGCCCCCCCACAGGAAGACCGAUGCGUCCGAGGCUCAUCAAGAGGCUCCACUACGGAGACCAGCAGUCAGCGGUCACCGGCUGGCACACCACCCCUUCACUGUGAGCGCCCUGCCCCUUGAAACGCAUUGGAUCACUUGAAAGCGUACCGCGUUUCAUUCAACGCAGCUUGUCUGGCAUUCAGUAUUGGAGCUAAGCGGCUAAUGGGACAUUCCAGGGAACCAUCAACUUCAACCACUGCAACUGUUGGGGGUUACUGCAGCGGAAAAUAACACGAAAAUGCUAAAUCAGCCAAGAUUUGACCUACUGUGUACAGUUGUGUGUGUGUGUGUGUGUGUCUAUGCGUUUUUGUUUGUUGUAAGGUGGCCAUUGGUAAACAUACAGUACCUGUAUGUAAGGUGAAGGAUUUGGUGCGAGAAAAAUGAAGUGAUAAAUUAUAUUUAUAAAUGGGUGUAAAUAUUUCUGUGUUUGCUGUGCUGUAUACGAGUUGGGGGAAAUGUCUCAUGAAUACUGUUUUAUAUCUAAGAGAAAAAAUACCUUUUAAAUGUAUUUCAAUAGAGUGAAGAAUCCUUUUUAACUUGUUUUUCUUCAAAUAAAACUAAGUCUAUUUAUUGG
This is a messenger RNA of Gadus morhua (Atlantic cod), 2983 nucleotides long. It is a transcript of the gene ppp2r3b, whose product is annotated as protein phosphatase 2, regulatory subunit B'', beta. The record is from RefSeq and is a predicted model, not a curated record. The coding region runs from base 658 to 2181 and encodes 507 amino acids. Gene Ontology annotation, molecular function: protein phosphatase regulator activity; calcium ion binding. Gene Ontology annotation, biological process: protein dephosphorylation. Gene Ontology annotation, cellular component: protein phosphatase type 2A complex. The transcript is spliced from 13 exons. NCBI's taxonomy places the organism in Eukaryota, Metazoa, Chordata, Actinopteri, Gadiformes, Gadidae.